UGCUUUUGCUCGAACGGACCAAUGAGAUUCUUCAUAGCGCGAAUUUAAAGGUCUGUUUCAGACUUCCGCCGCCACACUCCUUUGGUUGGGAAGAAAGGUUGCGAUAUACUGGGAUUAAUCAAACCUCAUCAAAAUGUCUGCCGCCAAUGAGAACAGUCCACGACUCACUCAGUUCAAAAACAAAGGAAGAGACGCAACCGAGCUGAGACGUCGCAGGGUCGAAGUCAAUGUUGAACUUCGCAAAGCAAAGAAAGACGAGCAGAUUUUGAAAAGGAGAAACGUGAGCAGUCUACCGGACGAGGCCACCUCUCCUCUUCAAGAGAAAAGCCAGAACGGUCAGGCUCUGCACUGGACGGUGGAGGAGAUUGUAAAUGGUGUGAACAGUAAUAACUUGGAGACUCAGGUCCAGGCCACCCAAGCUGCCAGGAAGUUGCUGUCAAGAGAGAGGCAUCCACCUAUUGACCGUAUCAUCAGCGCUGGUCUGAUUUCCAAGUUCGUGAGCUUCCUGAGCUUAACCGAGUCUCCUCCCAUACAGUUUGAGGCAGCCUGGGCUCUGACUAACAUUGCAUCUGGGACAUCUGACCAGACCAGUGCUGUGGUUGAGGGAGGGGCUGUUCCAGCGUUCAUCAGCCUCAUCUCUUCACCGCACGCUCAUAUUAGCGAGCAGGCUAUCUGGGCCCUUGGAAACAUUGCUGGUGAUGGCUCUGCAUACAGAGAUCAAGUCAUUAAACAUGGUGCGGUUGCCCCCCUCUUAGCUCUGCUGGCUGUUCCUGAUUUCUCAGUAUUUCCUUCUGGUUACCUGAGAAACGUCACCUGGACCCUGUCAAACCUGUGCCGCAAUAAGAACCCUGCACCUCCUCUGGAUGCCGUGAAACAGAUGCUGCCAACACUUCUCCGCCUUCUGCAUCAUGAAGAUAAGGAGGUGCUAGCGGACACCUGCUGGGCCAUCUCAUACCUGACCGAUGGGCCCAAUGAAAGGAUCGAGGUUGUGGUGGAAAUUGGUGUGGUUCCUCGACUGGUGCAGCUGCUGGGAUCAGGGGAGCUCUCCAUUGUGACCCCUUCACUGCGUUCCAUUGGUAACAUCGUCACUGGUACAGAUGAACAGACCCAGGUGGUGCUCAACGCUGGCGCUCUUUCCAUGUUCCCAGCUCUGCUGCGCCGCCAUAAAAACAACAUUCAAAAGGAGGCGUCCUGGACCCUGUCCAACAUCACGGCUGGCAGGGACUAUCAGAUUCAGGAGGUCAUCAAUGCUGGCAUUGUGCCUUACCUGGUGGAAGUUCUCAGACGGGGUGACUACAAGACCCAGAAGGAGGCUGUUUGGGCAGUGACCAACUACACCAGUGGAGGCACAGUAGAUCAAGUGGUUUACCUUGUUCAGGCCAACGUACUAGAACCCUUGUUGAACCUGCUCUCCACUAAGGACAGCAAAACUAUUCUUGUCAUCUUGGAUGCAAUCACCAAUAUCUUUUUGGCUGGUGAAAAGAUUGGUGAGGUCGAAAAGCUGGCCCUGAUGAUUGAGGAAUGUGGCGGCCUGGACAAAAUAGAAGCUUUGCAGUCCCACGAAAAUGAAAUGGUCUACAAGGCCUCCCUCAACCUCAUUGAAAAGUACUUCUCUGGAGAGGAGGAAGAGGACGAAUGCGUUGCCCCCGAAGAGACAACCGAUGGCUAUGCGUUCCAAAUCAAUGAAAACCCAAGCACUUUCAACUUCUAAAUAUCUAAACCGUGGUAUUUUUGUAUGAUUGUUCUGAACAUUUCUGCCAACCGCUUGUCUUGUUCAUGUUUGUCUUUGUGAGGACCUCAUGUUCUGACUUGUACAUACAAAUCUGUUUCAAUUUUAUUUGUUGUAAAUAAAAAUGGAAAAGAA
Sinocyclocheilus grahami is the source of this 1864-nucleotide messenger RNA. RefSeq names its product karyopherin alpha 2 (RAG cohort 1, importin alpha 1) (gene kpna2). Gene Ontology annotation, molecular function: protein binding; nuclear import signal receptor activity. The coding region runs from base 134 to 1711 and encodes 525 amino acids. Lineage: Eukaryota; Metazoa; Chordata; Actinopteri; Cypriniformes; Cyprinidae. Gene Ontology annotation, cellular component: cytoplasm. The transcript is spliced from 11 exons. The record is from RefSeq and is a predicted model, not a curated record. Gene Ontology annotation, biological process: protein import into nucleus.